Molecule: messenger RNA, 1611 nt
Organism: Delphinapterus leucas (beluga whale)
Lineage: Eukaryota; Metazoa; Chordata; Mammalia; Artiodactyla; Monodontidae
Source: RefSeq, a predicted model, not a curated record
GCCUCCUCACGCGGCGCACGGCUGCGAGGGCGGCCCCGGGGCCCCGCCCCCGGGCGCCUGCGGCGGGGGCAGCGGGUUCUUCUCCCGGUCCGCCGUCGGGGGCCGCUGCCCGCGGUCCCCAGGGCCGGGCGCGCCCCGCAAGAUGUCCGGGCGCCGCGGCCGGCAGCCCGGGCCCCGCCUGUGCUGGCUACUGUGCUGCAGCGCCCUGCUGUCCCCGGCCACGGGCUACGUGAUCGUGAGCUCCGUGUCCUGGGCCGUCACCAACGAGGUGGACGAAGAGCUAGACAGCGCCUCCACCGAGGAGGCGCUGCCCGCGCUGCUGGAAGACUCGGGCAGCAUCUGGCAGCGGAGCUUCCCGGCCUCGGCGCACGAGGAGGAGUCUCACCUGCCGCCCCCGGAGGGCACCGCCCGCGCCAGGCCACCCCCUGCGCCGCCCGGGAUGUUCUCCUACCGGCGCGAGGGCAGCGCGAGGCUGCGCCCGGGCACCGCCCGCUUCCUGGCCCACGCCAGCGCCUGGGGCUGUCUGGCCACCGUGUCCGCCCACGAGAAGAUCCCAGGACUGCCUUUUGGGAACUGCCUGCUGGUCAGUGAUGGCCCCUUCAACAACAGCACGGGGGUUCCUUUCUUCUAUGUGACACCCAAGGACCUCCUGGUGGCUGAUCUGAUGAAGAACCCCACGGCCUCCCUCCUGCUGCCGGAAUCCGAAGGAGAGUUCUGCAGGGUCCACUACUUUCCAGGACCUGCUUCAGCCCAGGUGUGAUUCAUCUGCGUGAAGCUCACAUUCCGAGUGCAGCGUCACCCUGUAGGUUUUGCCUCCAGAAUCUUGGUAAUGUUGAGCACAGAGACUUAACAAGUCAAAGGCGGGCAAAGAGCAGAGCCCUGAAUUGAACAACGCUCCUCGGGCCACGGGAGCCUAAAGAAGCAUCAGGUGGAAACGUCUGUGGCUAAGAACUUCCCUGACAAGUUCAAGGGGCCGCCUGCAAGGCUGCAGGAAGCUGCCCCUCCUGCCUGAUCCCGGCCUGCAGAGAUUCCCACAGAGCAGGGAGAUCCAGAAAAGCACCCACUUCUCACGAUGAUGACGGUAAAUCAAGGACACCUGAUCCUUUGACCUUUGGAAAGCAUGAGAAUCGCCUCCGUUCUGUGAAGCAGGUGUUCUUGUGAACUGCAAACUUUCAGCAGCAUUUUUACCCUCAGAUCUGGUGCAUUCUGUGCGCUCAUGUCCCUCUGCCUGUCUGCGCACUGGGGUGGAGGUGGAUUUUCCCUAAGCGGGAAGACAAAGCCAGGACCCGGCCUGUCUACACGAUGCAUCCUGAGACUCCUGUAGGCCUGGGGCGCCAUGUUUGUCUGAGGAGCCCUCAGAGCCUGAACCAUAAACCAAGGUCGGACAGAGAGGAAGCAGCGUGGCCACUGAUGCUCUGAGAGGAGGAAAGAGGUGCCUUCCCAGCCGUUUCCUGCAGGGUCCACUGGGCAUCUCAGCUGCAGGCCUGCCUCUGCAUCCAUCAGGGUUAGCCCUGGUUCCUGCAGAGUCUGGACUGGGGCAGUCUGGUGAGCUCGGCCUCCACCGACAGGACAUAGCUUGAGAAGGAAGCCAUCCAACAAACAGAAGCGAAU